Salvia splendens (bonfire salvia) is the source of this 1004-nucleotide messenger RNA. RefSeq names its product heterogeneous nuclear ribonucleoprotein F. Gene Ontology annotation, molecular function: RNA binding. The record is from RefSeq and is a predicted model, not a curated record. The transcript is spliced from 2 exons. The coding region runs from base 90 to 881 and encodes 263 amino acids. Lineage: Eukaryota; Viridiplantae; Streptophyta; Magnoliopsida; Lamiales; Lamiaceae.
CCGGCUAGGGUUUCUAGUUUCCCCUCUCACUUUGAUCUGACUUUCUACUCCAUCACGACGCCGUAUUGGAUUCUGUCUUCGCCGCUGCCAUGUACGGCCACAGGGGGGCAUUGUUUGGGAGCGGGGGGGUGUCGGACGGGUACGAGAUCGGCUCAAAGAGACCAAGAAUGAUGGAAUCGAGUCCCUACUUCGCAGUGAGGAGCAGCACCAGUUCAGGCGCUUACCCGGCACAAGGCUACGACAGCAGAUACUCCUUUCCCGUGGUUCGUCUGAGAGGCCUCCCAUUCAACUGCACCGAUGCCGACAUCUUCAAGUUCUUCGCGGGGCUCGACAUCGUGGACGUCUUCUUGGUGAACAAGGACGGGAGAUUCUCCGGAGAGGCGUUUGUUCUCUUUGCAGGGCCUAUGCAGGCUGAUCUCGCUCUCCGGAGGGACAGGCAGAACAUGGGGAGACGAUACGUGGAGGUGUUUAGGUGCAAGAAGCAGGACUAUUACCACGCGAUAGCAUCUGAGGUGAAAGAAGGAUCUCAUGGUAGUGUCGGGCGUCGAGGGUCGCCACCGCCUGCGCGGCGAAAGAGGUCUCCGGUAAAGGAGAGGAUGGAGUAUACAGAGAUCUUGAAGAUGCGCGGCCUGCCUUACUCGGUGAGGAAGUCGGAGAUCUCGAAAUUCUUCGAAGACACCGUGAGUGUGGAGGAGGAGAAGAUUCACAUCCCGUGCCGGUCCGAUGGGAAAGCGACGGGGGAGGCGUACGUGGAGCUUGGUUCGGUGGAAGAGGCGAGGAAAGCCAUGUGUAAGGACAAGAUGAUGAUUGGAUCAAGAUAUGUGGAGUUGUUUCCUUCAACACCUGAAGAAUUGAGGCGAGCUGCAUCAAGAUCUCGUUAGUGAAUUUUAAUAUAGAGUUCAAGUUUCCUCUGCUUUACCUCUGUUGUUAACUUAGAUCCACACAUUUUAGUUGUUUUACUACAUUGAAACUUGAGUUUUGAGUUAAAUUGUGUUAUUCCUUAA